Messenger RNA from Prunus armeniaca (apricot), 1878 nucleotides. NCBI's taxonomy places the organism in Eukaryota, Viridiplantae, Streptophyta, Magnoliopsida, Rosales, Rosaceae. The record is from the annotation of a GenBank genome assembly.
AUGCUGGUUUUGCUCUCCAUGCCUCAUGCCACUCAUGCUGAGCCUAAAAACCAUCUGAAAGCAUGCCAAAAUUAUCUCCCUGGAAAAGUAUUGUGCGGUAAGAUCCCGUCACUCGAAUUUAAUCCACCUUGGCGAUCUCUGUCUAAAAGGCUGCAACUUUCUCGGGAAACAAACGGGUUCCGUAUUGGCCCUUCAGAUUUGGAACUGGUAGAGAAUAAUGAGGCGGAGAGCCACGGACUUUCGGAGGCCCCUGAGGAGGCGGUUUCCCAAUGCCUUGUGGUGGGUACUGUGUGGGGUUGCGGUUUUGCUCUUCAUUUUCACUUUGAGCAGAGGAAAUCAGAUGGAGUCCAGGCCUGUCAUUCCCACGUUGAUUGGUUUGAUGGGAAUGAGUUUUUUUUGUCAGUUUGGGAGCUAAAACAACAAAAAGAUAGAUACAGGAAUGAUAGACUUAUGGAAGGCCUUAACAUUACUGAAGAAAUGUUGAAUCCCAACUCAGUUUCCAGGCAGCUCAAUGACCAAAUUGCUCUGGCAAAAGCUUUCGUUGUGAUUGCCAAAGAAAGCAACAACCUUCAAUUUGCUUGGGAAUUAAGUGCUCAGAUUCGAAGUUCACAGAUCCUGCUGUCAAAUGCUGCAACCAGGCGAAUUCCUCUGACAAUUAGAGAAUCGGAAACUGCGAUUCGCGAUAUGGCACUAAUACUGUACCAAGCACAGCAGCUCCAUUAUGAUAGUGCAACCAUGAUCAUGAGACUGAAAGCCAAAAUCCAAGCUCUGGAAGAACAGAUGAGUUCUGUGAGUGAGAAAAGUUCAAAAUAUGGACAAAUAGCUGCUGAAGAAGUCCCAAAAAGUCUCUACUGUCUUGGUAUUCAGUUGACCGGGGAAUGGUUCAGAAACUCAAAUCUACAGAGGAAAACCAAGGACAGAAAGCAAAUAGACAUGAAACUGAAGGAUAACAAUCUCUAUCAUUUCUGUGUCUUCUCUGACAACAUCCUAGCAACUUCAGUUGUGGUCAAUUCAACUUCUAUAAAUUCCAAAAGUCCAGAUAAGAUUGUCUUCCAUCUCGUAACCGAUGAAAUCAACUAUGCUGCAAUGAAGGCCUGGUUUUCUAUAAACAGCUUCAGAGGAGUGGUCGUUGAGGUUCAAAAAUUUGCGGAUUUUACAUGGUUAAAUGCUUCUUAUGUUCCCGUACUUAAGCAGCUCCAAGACUCUGAAACUCAAAGUUAUUAUUUUUCUGGAAAUAAUGAUGAUGGCCGGACACCAAUCAAGUUUCGGAACCCAAAGUAUCUUUCUAUGCUUAAUCAUCUGAGGUUUUAUAUUCCAGAAGUUUUUCCUGCCUUGAAGAAGGUGGUGUUUUUGGAUGAUGAUGUUGUGGUUCAGAAGGAUGUGUCUGAUCUGUUCUCUAUUGAUUUGAAUGGUAAUGUUAAUGGAGCGGUGGAGACGUGCAUGGAGACAUUUCACAGAUACCAUAAAUAUCUGAAUUACUCUCACCCUCUCAUAAGAGCACAUUUUGACCCUGAUGCAUGUGGAUGGGCGUUUGGGAUGAAUGUUUUUGAUUUGGUUCAGUGGAGGAAGAGGAAUGUCACUGGUAUCUACCACUACUGGCAGGAAAGAAAUGUAGAUCGAACAUUGUGGAAACUUGGCACGUUGCCACCUGGAUUGUUGACGUUCUACGGAUUGACAGAGCCUUUGGAUCCCUUGUGGCAUAUUCUGGGUUUAGGCUACACAAAUGUUGAUCCUCAUUUGAUAGAGAAAGGAGCUGUGCUGCACUACAAUGGAAACUCGAAACCAUGGUUGAAGAUUGGGAUGGAAAAGUACAAGCCCCUUUGGGAGAAAUAUGUUGAUUAUAGCCAUCCCUUAUUACAAAGAUGCAAUUUCCAUUGA